Messenger RNA from Symbiodinium natans, 2490 nucleotides. NCBI's taxonomy places the organism in Eukaryota, Dinophyceae, Suessiales, Symbiodiniaceae. The record is from the annotation of a GenBank genome assembly.
AUGGACAGCCUUUCGAAGCCGAGUAGGGAGCCGAAUGUGGUGGGUUCGCAGUGGCUGGAACCGCUGCUGGCAUCUUGUGGCCUUCUCCACGAAUGCACCAGGGCCAGUGCCUGGUGCGAGGCAAUGGGCGCCGUGGAGGUUGCAGAGGUGAUGCAAAGCUGGCAGGAGCUGGCGGAGCAUCUUCAGCUGUCGCUGGAGGAGCGUCGCCGGCUCGAGCAGGUCUGCACCGGAAGCGCAGCUGGAGCCAGCGGAGCUGCCGGCGGAGCUGCCGGCGAUGCUGGGCACUGGCUCGUGCCGUGGCUGGAGGCCAACCAACUUGGCCACUACGCAGAGGAAGCUGUGAGAUGGUGCAGACAGAUGGGUGCCGUCAGCUUGGAGGAAGUGAUGGAAUGCUGGGAGGUCUUAGCAGCAGACCUCGAGAUGGACUAUCUGGAAAUCCGGCGCCUUGCGGUGGCGAGUGGGCGGGCAGAUGUUCCCAAAUCCCGUGCCCUGCCUGUGAAUCCGAGCGAGGCUGCACUCCCGGCGAUCACGGUGCAAGAGCGCAUCGCUGCAAUCGAGCAAAACUCACGACCGGAGACGACAAUCAUUCGCCCGGAGCUGCAGAUCUUGGCUGCCGGCGGCUUCCGCUGCAUCCGCUUGCUUGGAAGAGGCCAGUACGGCACAGCGCAUCUCGUGGAGUGCACUGACAAGCCAGGAGAGCCCGAGCAGGUUGUGGCCAAAGUCGUAUUCCUUGAUCAUCUCAAGGACAAAGACCGCGCUUUGGCUUUACAAGAGGUUGAGCUCCUGAAGAGGCUCAAGCAUCCAAACGUGGUCCAACACCACACUUCCUUCCUCCAUCACAGAGGAACAGCUCCCCACACGGGCGAAGCGCUCGUCAACGUCAUGGAGUACUGUGCAGGUGGAGACUUGAGGGUCUGGCUCGAGAACUGCGCGGCGGCAGAAGAGCGCCUGCCCGAAGAGUCUGUGUUGAGCCUCUUCGUGCAGAUGCUGAAGGGAGUGGGCUAUGUCCACUCGUGCAGAAUCCUUCAUCGUGACCUGAAGACGUCCAACAUGCUGCUCGACCAAGACCACCGCAUAGUGAAGGUCGGUGACUUCGGAAUCGCCAGAGUUCUCGAGAGCACAACCGCGGUGGCCGCAACGCAUUCUAUUUUGAGAGUCAUGGCUGAUGUCCUUGUUGUUGGCGGCGGUGGCCGCGAGCAUGCCAUCGCAGUGAAGCUGCGCGACUCGCCCAAAGUCCGGCAUGUCUACUGCGCACCGGGAAACGGAGGCACUGCCACGGAGGACCAGAUGACCAACGUCGCAAUUGGUGACAGCGACGUGGCCGGAUUGGUGAAAGUGGCGCAGGAGAAACAGGUCGCACUGGUCUUUGUGGGUCCCGAGGCACCGCUGUGCGCGGGGCUCGCUGAUGCGUGUGCGGUGGCCGGAAUCCCUUGUUUCGGGCCCACGAAGAUGGCCGCCGAGCUCGAGGCUUCCAAAACCUUCUCCAAGGAUUUCUUUGCCAAGUACAACUUGCCAACCGCCGCCUACAGGAAUUUCAAGACUGGAGACCACGAAGCAGCCCUGAAGUACGUGGAGGAACAGUACGCCGCUGGGAGGGAGGUGGUGGUGAAGGCAAGUGGCCUUGCAGCUGGGAAGGGUGUCCUCAUGCCACAGUCUCUGGAGGAGGCCAAGGCAGGAGUGAAGGAGGUGAUGGUGGACAAAGUCUUCGGAUCAGCUGGAGACGAGCUUGUCGUGGAGCAGCUCCUGAUUGGCGAGGAGUGCAGCUGCAUGGCCUUUGCCGAUGGCCAGGUUGCCGCCAUGAUGGCCCCUGCGCAGGACCACAAGCGUGUCAAUGACAAUGACCAGGGGCCCAACACCGGCGGGAUGGGUGCCUAUGCCCCAGCCCCCUGCCUGACCCCAGAACUCCGUGUACAGGUGGAGGAGGUGCUGCAGCGGACCGUCGAGGCUUUGGCCAAGGAAGGGCGGAGAUACAUCGGGGUUCUGUACGGUGGGUUCAUGCUGACCAAGGACGGCCCAAUGCUGUUGGAGUACAACUGCCGCUUCGGGGAUCCCGAGACGCAGGUCCUGCUGCCUUUGUUGGACUCGGAUUUGUUCGAGGUGGCGCUGGGCUGUGCGGAGGGCAACAUGAAAGCACGGGUCCCCGAAGUCCAGUGGAAGAGCGGCGCCGCCGCCACGGUGGUCUGCGCUGCCAAGGGCUACCCUGGCUCCUACCCCAAGGGCCUACCCAUCAGUGGCCUGGCAGCUGCCGAUGCCGUGGAGGGUGUUAAGGUCUACCAUGCCGGGACCAAAGCUGCGGAGGCUGGCCCCGUGACCAGCGGAGGGCGUGUGCUGGCCGUGACGGGCCUGUCUGCCAACCUCAAGGAUGCGCUUCAGAAGGCUUAUGAGGGCGUGUCGAAGAUCAGCUUCGACCCACCGGAGUCCACGGAAUCCAGUAUGCACUUUCGAACAGACAUCGGCAACAAGGCCCUUAAGAGGCUGGCUGCCGCUUGA